AUGCAAUGUGUGGUUAUGGGGCGUGCGUGGCUCGCAAGAAUGACGGCACCGCUGUUGCAUGGGGGCAGAGUUCUUACGGAGGUGACGCUUCAAGCGUGGAUCUCACGAACGUCGCAGAUGCAAUGUGUGGCUAUGCGUGCGUGGCUCGCAAAUGCAAUGUGUGGCUAUCGGGUGUGCGUGGCUCGCAAGAAUGACGGCACCGCUGUUGCAUGGGGAAGCAGUCUUUACGGAGGUGACGCUUCAAGCAAUGACGGCACCGCUGUUGCAUGGGGAUCCAGUUCUCACGGAGGUGACGCUUCAAGCGUCGAUCUCACGAAUCUAGCAGAUGUGGAGGCGACGCCAUCUUCUGCAUCAGCCACUGGCGACCCGCACUUGCAGAACAUCUACGGCGAAAGGUUCGACCUGAUGAAGGCGGGCAACGUCUCGCUCAUCCACGUUCCUCGCGGAGUUCCCGUGAAGGACAGCCUUCUCAUCGUCGAGGCAGACGCUCGCCGUCUAGGCGACUCUUGCGCUGACCUGUACUUCCAGACGCUCAGCAUCACGGGCAAGUGGGCGAGCUCGGACCUUCAUUUCAAUGCCCAGGAGCCGCCCGAGAGGAAGGCUACGUGGUUGCAGCUCGGUCCGGUGGAGCUUAAGGUUGUUCAUGGACGUACGGAGCAGGGCCAUCUCUACUUGAACUUCUUCGUCAAACACCUUGGACGCGCAGGCGCGGCUGUCGGUGGACUGCUCGGAGCAGAUGAUCACGCUGAGGCAGCAACUGCAAGAGCAGAUUGCCACCACACCGUGGCACUUGCCAAGCAAGCGACGCGGUCUUCAGAUGCUUCAGUGGCCUCGGUUGCGGUCGCCUCUCUUUGA
Molecule: messenger RNA, 855 nt
Organism: Prorocentrum cordatum
Lineage: Eukaryota; Dinophyceae; Prorocentrales; Prorocentraceae
Source: the annotation of a GenBank genome assembly